Messenger RNA from Oncorhynchus gorbuscha (pink salmon), 8391 nucleotides. Its product is annotated as thyroglobulin-like. The record is from RefSeq and is a predicted model, not a curated record. The coding region runs from base 1 to 8226 and encodes 2741 amino acids. The transcript is spliced from 56 exons. NCBI's taxonomy places the organism in Eukaryota, Metazoa, Chordata, Actinopteri, Salmoniformes, Salmonidae. Gene Ontology annotation, biological process: thyroid hormone generation.
AUGGUUCAACGGGCAGACCGACUGAGGAAGAUGAUGAGCCUGGUUCAGAUCUCCUCCAUGCUGCUGUGUUACCUCUGUCUGUCUCAGGGGAAGAUUUCAGAAUAUCAACUGGAGUCUGAGACCCUGAGUCAGUGUGAGUCUCUACGUGGUGGUAGUUCUGCCCGGCAACAAGACCAUGUCCCCCAGUGCUCAGAGGACGGGCGAUUCAGACACGUCCAGUGCAGCGGUGCUGGUGGUGAGUGCUGGUGUGUGAACGCAGAGGGAGCUGAGAUCUCUGGAUCCAGACAGAACGGAUCAGCUGUGUACUGUCUGACGUCCUGCCAGCUCCACAGACAGCAGGCCCUGCUGAGUGGCGAUGCCCCCCUGGUGCCCCAGUGCCAGGCCUCUGGGGAGUACCAGGCGGUGCAGUGUGACAGCGCCCGGGGACAGUGCUGGUGUGUAGACCUGGAAGGCAUGGAGCUCUACGGGACCCGGCAGAACGGAAAGCCCUCUCAGUGCCCAGGCAGCUGUGAGGUGAGGUCGAGGCGUCUCCUCCACGGCGUCGGGGAACGCUCCCCCCCUCAGUGCUCGGCCGACGGCUCCUUCCUGUCCGUGCAGUGCAAGUUUGUCAACACCACUGACAGGAUGGUAUUGGACCUGCUGCACACGUUCAACAGGUUCCCUAAAGUAUUCCAGACGUUCAGCAGCUUCAGACAGAUGUUCCCAGAGGUGUCCAGUUACUGUUUCUGUGCUGACAGCAGAGGCAGGGAGCUCCCCAGCACAGGUGUGGAGCUGCUGCUAGAUGAGGUGUACGACACAGCCUUCUCAGGUCUGGAACCAGGUCGCUCCUUCUCCCAGACCAACAUGUACCGUAUCCUACAGAGGAGGUUCCUGGCCAUCCAGCUGGCGAUGACUGGCAGGUUCAGAUGCCCCAGCCCUUGUGAGAGCGAGCGAUCCGCUGGUGCCCAAGCUGGCAAUGUGUUUGUGGCGUCCUGUGCUUCCGACGGGGGUUACGUGCCAACACAGUGCCAGGCGGGUGGGCAGUGCUGGUGUGUCGACCCCACAGGGAAGGAGAUCUUUGGGACACGACAACAUGGAGGACACCCUGACUGUGGUGCUGGAGUGAAGGACUGUACCUCUGAGCGUCGCCAGGCCCUCUCCAGGCUCCUCUCCAGCCCCUCAGGUCAGGUGCCAUCAGCCAAGGACUCACAGACACACCCAGUCCCAAGCCCUCUGUCUCCAUGCAGCCCCCAACUCCAACAGCUCCUGCUGGGGUCUCUAGGAGAGUCCCUUUCCGAGCGAUCCGAUUUAGGAGACAUCCUGGCUGAGACGAUCCAGGGGAUGUUCCCUAGCGGGGCCAUGGCCCUCAAGGCCCUAUCUCUAGCCUCCAACCCCAAGAGACUCCAGGAGAACCUGUUCGGAGGAAAGUUCUUAGGAAACGCUGGGAUGUUUAACUUCACUGGGGCCGUCGGUGUCAGUGGCACGUUGAGUUUCAGUCAAGCCAGUCUGGCAAACAACCAAGAUCUGGUUCAACUCAUCAGCGCCACCCUGGAAAACGGAGACUUCCUCUCCACCCUACGCCAAACCAUCCUCUUAUCCAAAGCCGAGGACAGCACCCAGCUAGGUGAGCUGUUCAGGGUCCUGUUUGAGAGCGCCCAGUCCAGUGGUGCUGGUUGUGAGAGGGAGCCCUCUGCCCUGUACGUGCCCAGCUGUGAUGACAGUGGCCAGUAUCAGGAGAUCCAGUGCCAAGGCUCGGAGUGUUGGUGUGCUGACCCCCAGGGUCAGGAGGUCACAGGGUCACGUUUCAAUGGUCAAAGGCCAAGGUGUCCGUCACGAUGCGAGAGGGAGCGAGCGGCUGCUCAGAAGGUGAAGUCAGGCCAGGCUGCUGGGGUAGAGGUGUUCAUGCCGAAGUGUGCGGAGGACGGGAGCUACGUGGCCUUGCAGUGUCUGGGAAAGAGUUGCUUCUGUCUGGACCUCCUGGGAGAGAGACACGCCACUAUCCCUUCAGGACAGACUGUUCAGUGUCCUCCCCCCCUCUCUCCCCUUCCCUCCCCAGGGUCAGCUCCAGGCUCCUGUUCCCUGGCGGUGGCUGAGGUGGACCAAUUCCAGGAGGAGGCUGAGCGUCUGGUCCUCCUCUCCAACAGCUCCCACAUCCCUCUGGGCUACAGCUACCUGCUGGCUGAAGGUCUCCGUCUGACCUCUGACGAGCUACUCCACGCCCUCUCCUCCUCCGACCAGACCACGCUGCUCUCUGAUAGGCUGCUGAGCCACUCACACUCUGCUCUACGACUUGCUGCCCACUCCACUCUGCGGUUCUAUUGGCAGAGCCAGCAGGCAGCAUCUGUGGAGGAGAGACCGUCUCUACUGCUGGGAUACCAGCCCUACAGGCCCCAGUGUGAUGCCCACAGACAGUGGCUGCCCACCCAGUGCCACCCCAGCACAGGUCAGUGUUGGUGUGUGGAUGAGGAAGGAGGAUACAUCCCAGCUUCCCUGACCAGUCGCUCCCUGCAGAGACCACAGUGCCAGACCCGGUGUCAGAGAGGUUAUGCUCAGGCUCUGCUCUCUGAUUGGACACAGUCCUCCUAUGACCCAACUUGUGAAGUGGUGAAUAUCCUCAGUGGCCAGUUCUCUGUGCUCCAGAAGGGGUCUUCAGGUGGAGGUGGAGCCUGGUGUGUCAGUCCUGUUUCUGGGGAAACCAUCCAGCCUGCUACCCUGAGUCCCAGUGGAGACCUCACAUGUCCUAGCUGGUGUCAGUUGUUGACAGACAGAGGUCAGUCUGUGGUGGGUUAUGAACCGGAGUGUCAGGUGAAUGGAAGGCUGUUCUCCCCACUGCAGUGUGACCAGACAGACUGCUGGUGUGUGUCUCAGACAGAUGGACAGGAGCUGCCUGGAACCAGGACGCCACGUGGCCCCGGGAAGACGCCUGCCUGUGACAGUCCCCAGUGUCCCUCUCCUUUCUCUGACAUCACCGUUACCUACGGUGACGUGGUCUGUCGCUCUGACGUGAUUGGUGGCCAGCAGAACUGUGACCUCAUCUGUCACCUGGGUUACGAAAGCACACUUCCUGUAAACAUGCAGUUACUUUGUGACGUGGAGACCAGAGCCUGGGUGACAGAGGCCCCACUUCCUCAAGCCUGCCAGAGACUUCAGGUGCUGCAGACCGUCCAGACCUCUGUGGUGCUCCAGCUCCCCCUGCGUCCAGACCAGGGACCCUGCAGCUCCUCCCUCCACUCCAGCCUGCAGACCUCUCUACUCCACGACAUGAGGGCCCAGGGUCUCUGCAGCCUGCAGGUUGUGUGUGAUGAGUCGUCCGUCUCUGUGUCAGUGUGUGAUGAGUCGUCCGUGUCUGUAGAGUGUGUGAGUGAGGAAAGCAUCAGUGUUCAGGUCAGCUGGAGGGCUCUUCUCUCAGACCUUCCUGUCUCUGUUCUGCCUGACCUGCAUGACGUCGAUGUAGCGCUCAGUGAGGACAGGCUGUUGGAUGGGCUGCUAGGCCUGAUGGGUAGUGACCCCUACCGCUCCCUCUUGACCUCUGAACCCAGAGUCCUCUCUACCUCAGCACCCAACUUUGGCUGUUCCCAUGGCUACCAGCGUGUUGGAACCGGAUGUGUGGUGUGUCCUGCGGGUAUGUUUUCCAGUGGAGGUGUGUGUUCUCCCUGUCCUCAGGGCUCCUACCAAGACCAGGAGGGGUCAGACUUCUGUACCAUGUGUCCUACAGGCACGUCCACUAACGGAGCUUCAGCUGCCACACAGUGUUUGACAGAGUGCCAGCGCAGUGGCCUGAGGUGUUCAGAGGCAGGGGACUUCCUGUCGGCCCAGCAGGACAUCCAGACCAGGAGGUGGCGCUGUGUCACAUCCAGCGGAGAACAGCUGGAGUGGACAACCACUAGCCAGCCUCUGUCUGAGGGAGAAUGUUCAGUUCUGCAGAGGUUUGAGACAGUUCCCAGAUCAGAAGACUAUGUCGUCCUCAGCUCAGAGACGUCAAACACGACCACGGAGAAACAACUCAGGACGUGUGUGUCAGUGUGUGAUGAGUCGUCCGUCUCUGUAGAGUGUGUGAGUGAGGAAAGCAUCAGUGUUCAGGUCAGCUGGAGGGCUCUUCUCUCAGACCUUCCUGUCUCUGUUCUGCCUGACCUGCAUGACGUCGAUGUAGCGCUCAGUGAGGACAGGCUGUUGGAUGGGCUGCUAGGCCUGAUGGGUAGUGACCCCUACCGCUCCCUCUUGACCUCUGAACCCAGAGUCCUCUCUACCUCAGCACCCAACUUUGGCUGUUCCCAUGGCUACCAGCGUGUUGGAACCGGAUGUGUGGUGUGUCCUGCGGGUAUGUUUUCCAGUGGAGGUGUGUGUUCUCCCUGUCCUCAGGGCUCCUACCAAGACCAGGAGGGGUCAGACUUCUGUACCAUGUGUCCUACAGGCACGUCCACUAACGGAGCUUCAGCUGCCACACAGUGUUUGACAGAGUGCCAGCGCAGUGGCCUGAGGUGUUCAGAGGCAGGGGACUUCCUGUCGGCCCAGCAGGACAUCCAGACCAGGAGGUGGCGCUGUGUCACAUCCAGCGGAGAACAGCUGGAGUGGACAACCACUAGCCAGCCUCUGUCUGAGGGAGAAUGUUCAGUUCUGCAGAGGUUUGAGACAGUUCCCAGAUCAGAAGACUAUGUCGUCCUCAGCUCAGAGACGUCAAACACGACCACGGAGAAACAACUCAGGACGUGUGUGUCAGCUUGUGCCCAGGUCCAGACUUGUCUUUACAUCGUCCUUUACGCUGAAGAAGGACAGAGUCACUGUGAACUCUACAGCACCGACGCUGCUAACAUCCGAUGCCAAACCUCUGAGCAAACCAAAGGGUUCCUGGGAAAUGCAGGUGCUGAUAUGUUCCAGAACCUGAGCUGUUCUCUGAAGGUGAACGGGGCUGACAGACAGAACGUCACGGUCAUCAGGAAGAAAGGUCAUGAAUUCACCACUAAGGCCCAGAAGACCUUUGAAAGGUUGAGUUUCCGUAAGGCCAGUUCUGGUGUGUACCGUACCGUGGUGUUUGCAGCUGAAGGAACCACUCUGACCGACGUCCAUCGUUUCUGUCAGGACGAGUGUACCCAGAACACCUGCUGUGACGGCUUCAUCCUCAACCAGAACGUUCUCAGCGGAGGUACCAUUAUGUGUGGUCUGCUGAGCUACCCAGACAUGUUGCUAUGCAGUGAGGCAGACUGGGAUGUGUCUGGCCUGGCCAAGGCGAACAGGAUCUGUGGGGCUGGAGUCACCUACAAUAAACUGCAGAAACAGUUCAUCUUUAACUUUGGAGGACAAGACUUCAACAUCACUGAUACAGCUCUGCCAACAUCAAGCAAGAACAAAACUGACUACCAGGCCACCAUUAUUGGGUUCCAAGGCAUUUACCUCUGGAAAGGUAUUGAACAUUUAAUUCCUUAUACCUCCCCAGCCUGUAGCAGUGUCCUCCCACAACAAGCCCCCAGAGUUGUUCUGUCGGAUGCAGUGAAGGAGACGUUUGUGACCCUGGACAGCAGUGCUGUUGUUGUGGACUCUGAACGGGACAUCCCCAGCCUGCACUACUGGAUCUUUAAACAUCAGUUCUCUGCACAGGAGGCUCAGCUGUGGUGUCUGAAACGCUGUGAGGAGGAGGAGCUGUGCCACUUGGCUGAUGUGAGAGAUGAGAGCUCAGUGUACUUUACCUGCGCCCUGUACCCAGACACCCAGGUGUGUGGGGCCUACGACAAACCCCUGAGACAGGCCUGCAGCCCUGUGCUCCCCCAGCAACCCCACACCGCUCACACCAAGAAGGGUGAGUUUUUAACUCCAGCAACCCCACACCUCACACACCAAGAAGGAGACCUGAGGGUAAGAGGUUACCUGAGUGACAAGCCUAUCACUGAGGGGUUCCGUGAGUGUGAACGGAGAUGUGAUGAAGACCCGUGUUGCCGUGGAAUCGGAUACGUCAGGGACACACAGUCACCUGGAUCAGACGUUCUCUGCCUGACUCUGAACAGCUUUGGUAUCCAGACGUGUGGUGAAGGAGAACGGACAACCUGGAGAGUCCAGGACUGCACCCCCUCCAAAGUAGAAACCGGAGUGUAUCCGCUUGGCUGGUACGAGAAACCAGUGAACCAGUGGACUAAAUCACCACGGUUGUGCCCCAGUUUCCAACUACGUGCUCCUUCAGAGAACGUGAGUUUGAGUGAGUGGAGACUCCUGGAUGUGUCCUCUACUCUGGUGGAUCCGUCCGUCUCCACGUUUGACAUUAUUCACAUCAGUAAAGACAUCGCUGAGGACCUGGACAGGACCAGAGACUGGUGUCUGUCUGCCUGUGAGGAGGCUGAGUCCUGCGUUGCGGUGUCAGUGGGGCGGACCGACUCGGCUGUCCGCUGUGUCCUCUACCCAGACACCCUGGCCUGUGGCCCCUCCACUACCACCACCGGAGGUCAGGACUGUCGGCUGGUCAUCAGAGAGUCAGCUCUCCAGGUCUACCUCCACAAAGAACCCAAGGUGACGUUGACGUCAGUGUUUAUCCCGGCUCACGGAACGCUCCAGGGAUCGUCCGUGACAACGCUGCUCGGGUCAGACAGGAAGACAGUCAGACAGUUCUUGGGAGUUCCGUACGCUCGUCCUCCUAUCAGAGCCCUCCGUUUCGUACCCCCACAGCCUGCUGAAUGGAGUGGCACAUGGAACGCCACGGUUACCAGACCCAGUUGUCUGCAGCCUGGAGCUGUGGAGUCAUCAGCCAGCAGUGAGGACUGUCUGUACCUCAACAUCUUCGUCCCCAGCGGCAUCGUAAGGAGUGCAGCGGUCCUGGUGUUCUUCCAUAACCCGUCUGGAGCAGCCAGCGAUGACACAGCAUCUCUACUGGACGGCUCCUACCUGGCUGCCGUCGGCAACAUCGUCGUGGUUACCGUCAACACCAGGGUUGCAGCGUUCGGAUUCCUCAGCACAGGGACCACAGCCCUGCCAGGUAACGCCGGCUUCCAGGACCAGGUAGCCGCUCUGAAGUGGGUCCAGGAGAACAUUGAGGCGUUCGGAGGUGACCCCAGGCUGGUGACGGUGGGGGCAGAGCGGAGUGGAGCCGACGUGGCCAGCCUACAUCUGACCUCCCCCUCCUCGCGAGGUCUCUUCGACAGGAUGCUGCUCAUGGGUGGCUCUGUGUUCUCCCCUGCCUCAGUGCUGAGUGGAUCCAAAGCCCAGGGGCAGGCUGAGGCUCUGGCCCGGGAGCUGGGCUGUCCCCCCUCCUCUGACCCAGAACAGCUGGGCUCCUGCCUGAGAGCAGCUCCAGCACAGGACCUCAACGCUGCCCAGACCAAGUUGCUGUCAGUCAGUGGGCCCCUGCAGGCUUGGGGUCCAGUGGUGGAUGGGGUCUCUGUCCAGGGGAAACCCUCCAUGGCCCUGAUGAAUGCAGGCUUCCACAGAGCUGACCUGCUGCUGGGCUCCUCCGCAGAGGAUGGACUCAUCAGCAGGGCCAAGAGGAUCAAGAACUUUGAGGAGCUCCAGGGGCGAGCUGACAGUAAAACAGCAUUCUACGAAGCCCUGUCCAACUCUCUGGGUGGAGACGAAGCCAAUGCCUUUGUCAAGGCUGCAGCCACCUGGUUCUACUCCAUGCAGCACUCUCCCUCUCCAGCUGGCUACAACCUCUUCUCUCAGGCUCUUAACAGUGCAACCAGAGAUCUCUUCAUUGUGUGUCCCACCAUAAAGAUGGCCAACUUCUGGGCAGCUAACACCAGAUCCAAUGUGUUCAUGUACCACCUGCCUGAGGACACCGCCCAGACCAGUGCUGACCUGUCAGUACCCCUGGAUGUCCACUAUGCCUUUGGCCUCCCCCACAGCCCCCUGACCUAUGACCUGUUCACCAACACAGAGAGACGCCUCUCCCUACAGAUGAUGACCUACAUGGCCAACUUCAUCAAGUCCGGAAAUCCCAACCAGGCUCACAGAGUGUCCCGCGUGGCCUUCAGUGAGGCGGCGCUGCCCCUCUGGCAUGCCUUCCAGUCUCACCCUGAGGGGGACAGCUAUAUGGAGGUGGAGCCAGGCCUCAGCAACCACAGGGGCCUCCGCAGGGCCCAGUGCUCCUUCUGGGCCGACUAUGUCCCCUCUCUGACCGCCUCCACUGGCAAACUUUCAUCUGCUGUGUUGGAAGGGGAAUCUGCUGGUUUGGGGGCUGGAACUCCAACACCAGAAACCAAGUUAUUUGUUGAUUUCUUGACAACUGUCACCCAGAGCAAACCCAAGUCAGAGAAGGAUGCUUAUAAUUAGAAAGAACAUCCACACUACGUAUCGUCUAAUCUGCAUUUAGCGUUUAUCACUCACACAUAGUGAGAAAUGACAUGUUGUUUCAACUGCCAAAGUAGUCGGUAAAUUAAGUCGUGUCAUUUAACUGCCUGUUUAGUUUCCAUACAAAUGAAAUAAAACAAUAAAACA